This is a messenger RNA of Hyalella azteca, 4282 nucleotides long. RefSeq lists its product as uncharacterized. The transcript has 17 exons. The record is from RefSeq and is a predicted model, not a curated record. Bases 26 to 4051 code for a protein of 1341 amino acids. NCBI's taxonomy places the organism in Eukaryota, Metazoa, Arthropoda, Malacostraca, Amphipoda, Hyalellidae.
ACUUAUAGCCACCAGCACCCUGGCUAUGGGUGUGAACCUGCCGGCGCACCUGGUGGUGGUGAAGUCGACGUCCCAGUACGGCAGCAGCGGCUACACAGAGUAUCCUGCGUCCAGCAUCCUACAGAUGAUCGGUCGUGCCGGCCGUCCUCAAUACGACACCCACGCCACGGCUGUUAUUAUGACCACCAACGCUAAUAAGCGCAAGUACGAGCAGCUGGUGACGGGCAGCGGAUCGCUAGAGAGUCACCUCCAUCUUAACCUAAUCGAACAUCUCAACGCUGAGAUCGUGCUGGGCACGGUGUACAGCGUCCACGUGGCCGUCACGUGGCUGCAGUCGACGUUCCUGUUCGUGCGCGCGCAGCAAAACCCCCAACACUACGGCUUCCCUAGGGAACUGACCAGCCUCCUCUCCAAGUUUUCCGAGCUGUGCAGUCGCGAGGUGUCCCUGCUAGACAAGGCGGGCCUGGUGGUGGUGGACGACCAGGGAGCCUUGACAGCCACUCGCCUCGGUGAACUCAUGGCCCGCUACUGCGUCUCCUUCCGCUCCAUGAACCUCAUGCUUAAGGUUCGCGGGGAUGAAAGCCUCAAGGAGCUCCUCUCCCUCAUCGCCGAGUGCCACGAAUUCGCCGACAUCAAGCUUAGAACAUCGGAAAAACGUCCUCUCAAUGAACUGAACCAGAAAAAGACGAACAACGAGCCAGGCUCUAGCAUUCGCUUCCCUGUGCAGGGCAAGAUUAAGAACCGCGUCAACAAAGUUUUCUGUCUGGUACAGGCCGUGUUCGGCUGCCUGCCCCUCUCAGACCCUGGGCUAAGCCAGGAGACCAACAAGAUCAUGCGUGUGGGGCUGCGACUCUCCAAGUGUCUAUGCGAGGUGCUAGGGUCGCGAGGAUCAACUAAUAACUACGAGGCUCAGCUGAACGCCAUGCUGCUGAGCAAAUGUUUUGCUUGUCGGUUGUGGGAAAACUCGCGCCUCGUGACGCGGCAGCUCGAGCGCGUGGGGCCGGCGCUCGCCACGGCGCUGGUUAACGCCCGCGUCGUGAGCUUCACGGCGCUGGAGAGCGCCAAUCCUAGGGACAUCGAAAUGGUGUGCAGCCGCCAGCCGCCGUUCGGAAACAAGCUGCAGGAAAUGGCAUCGCACCUGCCGCGCUAUGAGCUCACGCUUCAGCAGCAGGGAUGGGUGCAGCAGGAGAGCUGCACGCUGGAGGUCGUGGUCCGUCUGUGUAACGCGAGCGCCGUGCAGGAGGGCAGUCCGGUGGGCCCCCGACACUCGUGUCUGCUCAUCGUCGGCGACCAGGACAACAACGUCGUCUUUUCUCAACGAAUUACCGACGCCAGCUUGAUACAAGCGGGCGAAGUGAAGCGAUGUGUGGUGGUGAAGCGACCUGCUGAAGCAGACGAGCUGGCCUUCAACUUCGUCUCAGAGACAUGGGCUGGCUUGGACAUCCAGAUCAACUUCACUCCACGAUACAGCGGUCCGCGAUGGCCGAACCCUCAACCCACUGAACAAGAAGUGCCAGCCUUAACGCAGCCACCACAAGAAGCUGCAUGCCGGGACCACCUGAAGUCAUCAGGCCCUGCAAGUACCGCGUCACGACGGUCGUGCCUGCACCAGUGCGCCAACAAGCUGCUCUGCGCUCACAACUGCUGCAAGGUGGGCGUCCGGCAGCCGCAGCAGAAGGCAUUCGGCAGCACCGUCAACGCCGUCGUGUCUAACAGCAAGCGCAUGGGAGAGGCGCGCACGCAGAACCUCCCUGCCAAGCGAUACAAGCUGGAGGCAAGCUCUUCUACAGAAAAUGUACCAAAGACUCCGGCAUUCGCACAGUUCGGCUUCAUCAACACUAAACCAAAACUAAUGCGUUCAGAUGCUGGUAAAAAUGUUGCACAUAAACCUAAUCGUCAACCGGUAGAACUUGAUAAGAACAAAGAAAUUAUAGAGAUUGAUGGUCCUAAUGAAGUCGACUCGGCCAUUAGUAUUCUAAAAAAUCCUGCAUUAGACCUAGGUAUGGAUCCAAUUUUAACUGGCCAAACGACAUCAGCUGGAAAGUCAGAUAAAACGACGCUCAAGAAUGAUGCCCUCGCUCUCGAUGUGUCAUGGGACGACUGCGUUGAGAUAGAAACACCUACUUGUAACAAUGACAGCGCUGCCGAUAAAAUUCAUUCCCGCGAAAGUGAACAUAAGCAGAAUUCGAAGCAGGAAGAUGAGGGUAGUGCCAUUAAAGAUAAUGAGCAGAAGUCAGACAAUGCCCUUGGGAACAUUCGUGGUAGCAUUUUAGAUUAUUUUAAUCCCAUGCUCAAGGCUGGUAAUGAGUCUGAUUCCGAGAGUCGUAGAGAGGCAAACCAUUGCAAAUCUACCGCAGAAGCAAAUUUUAUCCGUCCCAAUCCUAUCAACGAAAAUAACGCUAAUUUGGGUCUUCAAGGAGAAGCUAGCACACAAAAAUCAUUGUCCAGUAAACUGCAAGCAUUGAAAACGGCGAAGAGCCAUGGAAUCACAGAAGCGAACGAAGGCACGCAAUCUUUUUUCCGUUAUUUGGCUGGAUUCACAUCCAUUCCUCAAAAAGAGACGAAUGGUUUAGUGACCAUUGCAAGGAAGGAUGAUCCUCAAGUUACUGAAGCAAAACUCGCCACCCUGUCAGAAGCUGAGAAGUAUCCGCAACAAACGUCGUGUUCCGAAGAUAACCCUAAAAAAGAGCCACGACUAACUGCUCUGUUAGACCAGCUCCGACAACAAUGGCCUAUUCAGGGAUCUAAAAACGAAUCUCCCGAUAUCUUCCUACCUAUAAAGCUACCAGAUAAGCCGAAACGGGAAGAGAAUCGUAAGAUUGUGGCAUCAGUUGCACCCAAGAUAAGAUUGUCCGCGAAUCCACCGAUAUACUGCAAGUCUGAUGCAGCAGGUCGUAAUGCAGUUCUUUCGACCAACAGUAAGAUGAUCAACGAACAGUCAGAUGACUUAGAGAAAUACGUCCAAGAAAAAAAAGAUGAACAGAAAAAUCUCAUUCAGUUAUACAGAAGAAACAAACCAUUCGUGAACGAAACGCCUGAGUUGCCAUCAUCGCACGUGAGCUCAGGAAACUUGGUUCUCAACUGGCAGGAUUGCAUCGGCAAAACUUCACAAAAAGAAAAAUUUCAUCUACCCAAGCAGGCAAAGAAUCUCAAGGCCUCACCUGCACUUCCAGACCCGAGACAAAUAACAAAUAAAUCGACGGAUAUAAUAGCGGGAGGUACAAUCCCUUUGAAUGAAGAUAAUUUUAUUUGCAAUAACCCUGAAAACCAGCCAGAUGAAGAUGCGUCUGGAAGCAACACGUCUGAAUUUUCGGCGUUCAAAAAUUUCAGCUCGAAGUUGCAACCAAACGUCGUGGAUCAGAAAAGAAAUUUUACGAGGGAAGUAUCGCCGAGCCUGAAAAGAAGCAGCACCAGCCUACCUACAGGCUCUCAUUAUGGCUCUAAUGCUGACUUUGACGUUGUUAAUGCAGAGAUCGAUGACGAGAUAAGUAACUAUGCGUCCGCUUCUUACCCUGUUUCGUGGCCAGCUGGCUGUUCCAUCAGCAAUCCACUCUACGUGCGCCAUGGUAGUCAGAAUAGCUUCAUGAACCCAAAUAAUCCGAAUUCACAACUAAUCUUUGGAACAAAGGAUAUCCCAUUGCCAACAGUUGUGUAUCCGAACAAUCGACCACCGCAAAUGUCACAGCAAGGAAACGUUCUGAGACAACUGAACACAAAUGAUGCAGAUGUAAUGCUAAACGUUCAACAGAAGGCUUUCAACGAGGCUUCAUAUCUCCAACAACCAUAUUUUGGCGUCCCUCAACGCCAGCCGUUGGCAGUACCACGUGCGCAGAACUUCUGGACAUCCGAGAAACAAAAUUCGUUGUUAUUCCCAACAAGCUUAUCGCAGUUUGAACCUCAACAAUAUUUCCCACAGUCUACGCAGCGCCAGUUUGCCAACCCAAAGUUGCGACUUGAACCUUUCGAAAAUCAAAUGCAUUUUCUUACGAACGCUCCUGGCAUUCCACCAUACACACCACAGACGCACUGGAUGAAUCUUGGACAGUUCUGAAAACAUUCAUAUACAUCUCUUGCUACAGUUUGACUGCCAAAACGAAUACGCUAAUGAUUUAUUAGCUCACAGAAGAAAAGACUUUAAUCGAAUACAUACGAUAUUACGGGAUUUUUAGCAAAGCGAACUUGAAGCUUCCAAGGUAACACCAUUCACUGUUUUCAAACGUGUGUGCCGGAUCAUUAAUUUGCGUUUCAUUAUGAAGUAUUUUUUUGCUUUUUUAAAUUUUUA